GAGACUAAAAAGGGCGGGAAUCGGUUGCUAAGAGACCAAAAAGGGCGCGAAUUGGUUGCUAAGAGACAAAAAAGGGCGGGAAUCGGUUGCUAAGAGACCAAAAAAGGGCGCGAAUCGGUUGCUAAGAGACAUAAAAAGGGCGCGAAUCGGUUGCUAGGGGACCAAAAAGGGCGGGAAUUGGUUGCUAAGAGACAAAAAAAGGGCGGGAAUCGGUUGCUAGGGGACCAAAAAAGGGCGGGAAUCGGUUGCUAGGGAGACCAAAAAGGGCGGGAAUUGGUUGCUAGGAGACCAAAAAAGGGCGGGAAUUGGUUGCUGGGGGCGUGGUUUCAAUUCUUUCCCUCCAAAUCCCCAAAUUUCCACCCAAAAUUCCCAAGUUUCGGCUCAAAAGUCCCAAUUGUGGGGUUCAAAAAUUCCCUUCUUUCGCCCCAAAUUCCAAUUUCUGCCCCAAAAAUUCCGAUUUUCGACCCGAAUUUUCCCUUUUGGCUCCCAAACUCCCAAAUUUUCACUCCAAAUCCCCAGCGUCGCCUGAGAUUUCACAAUUUUCCCCUCCAAAUUCCAAUUUUUGACUAAAAAUUCCCUUUUUUCCCCCGAAAUUCCCCAUUUUUGCCCCUAAAUCCACAAUUUCUCCCCCCAGAUUCCCAAUUUUGGGAUAAAAUUUCCCUUUUUUCAUCCAAAAUCUUCGAUUUCAACCCAAAAUUCCCAAUUAUCCACCCCCAACUUCCAAUUCCUGGCCCGAAAUUCCCAAAAUUUGGGUAAAAAAUUCCCAUUUCUUCCCCAAACUUUCCAAUUUCUGAUUUAAAAUUCCCCUUUUUGACCCCAAAUUCCCAAUUUUUACCCCCAAUUUUGCCCCAAAUUCUCAAUUUUUCACCCCAAAUUCCCAAAAUUUCGGACAAAAUUCCCAAUUUUUGACCCCAAAUUCCCCAAAUUUCUCCAUUUUUAGACCCCCAAAAUUCCCUUUUCCUGCCCCAAUUUCCCGGGGAUUCCCCUCCCCCCUCCAUGUGACGUCACCGUGACGUCACCACCGACCUUCGGACCUUGCCCCGCCCCCCGGAAGUGAUGGAGGCGCUGCGGUACCGGAGGGGGGAGGGGAGGGGAAAUUUGGGGCAAAAAUUGGGAAUUUUCGGGCAAUUCCAGGGAAUUUUCGCAGAAUUUUGGGGAAUUUUUGGGAAUUUGGGGGAAUUUUGGAAGUUUUGGGGAAAAUUUGGGGGGUUUUGGGGAAUUUUUGGGGGGAGGUUUCGGGGAAAAUCGAGGGAAUUUGGGGAAGAAUUGGGGGAAAUUUUGGGGGAAUUUCGGAGGAUUUUGAUGGGAUUUGGAAUUUUGGGGGCAAUUCCAGGGGGUCUGGGGGGAAAAUUUGGGGAAUUUUGGGGGAAUUUGGGAGAAAUGGAUGAAAUUUUGGGAGAUUUUGAGAGGAUUUGGGGGAAUUUGGGGAAAAUUUGGGGCAAUUUCUGUCAAAUUCGAUGAAAUUUUGGGGGAAUUUUCGGGAAUUUGGGGCAAUUUUGGUGGAAUUUGAGAAAUUAUGGGGAAUUUUGGGGGACUUUUUGGGAAUUUUGGGAGAAUUUGGGGGAAUUUCGGUCAAAUUCGAGAAAUUUCGGGGGAAUUUGGGGAAUUUGGGGCAAUUUCGGUCAAAUUCGAUGAAAUUUUGGGAGAAUUAUGGGCGAUUUCUGUCAAAAUCGAUGAAAUUUCGAUUAAUUUUGGGGGGAUUUUUGGGAAUUUUGGAGCAUUUGGGGCAAUUUCGGUCAAAAUCGAUGAAAUUUUGGGGAAUUUUGGGGAAAUUUCAGUGAAUUUUGGGGAAUUUCGGUCAAAUUUGAUGAAAUUUUGGGGAAUUUGGGGGGAAUUUGGGUCAAUUUCAGUGAAUUUGGGCGGAAUUUGGGGCGAUUUCUGUCAAAAUCGAUGAAAUUUUUGGAAAUUUUGGGGGAAUUUUUUGGAAUUUUGGAGAAUUUGGGGCAAUUUCGCUCUAAAUCGAUGAAAUUUUGGGGAAUUUCGGUGAAUUUUGGGGGAAUUUCGGUCAAAUCCGAUGAAAUUUUGGGGGAAUUUUGGGGAAUUUCGCCAUUUCCGGACCCUUUUUUUUACCUUUUUUUGCAUUUUUUUGCCUUUUUUUGUCUUUUUUUCGCCCCUCCCCCCCCCAGCUCGGUGUCCCGCCUCCUUUGGGGCCCCUCCCCCACCCCCGGCCCCUCCCCCACCCCCCCCCGCCCCUUCUGGGUCAGCCCCGCGGGGGGGGAGGGGCGGCCCCGGGGGGUCCUGGCCGCCACCCUGGGGGAGCUGCGCGAGCAGGCUCGCUCGGCCCUGGCUCUGCCCCUCCCCCCCGCGCGGGCUCUGGCCGAGGACGGGACCCUCGUGGAGGACGAGGAAUUUUUCGGGACCCUCCCCCCGCACGCGGCCCUGCAGGCCCUGGGGGAGGGGCAGCGCUGGGAGCCCCCCCAGGCCCCCCCGCGCUGGGAUCUGGGCCGGGGUCUCCCCGAGGAGCCCCCCGGGGGUCCCCCCGAGCUGGCCCGGCUGUCGCUGCUGCGGGAGCGGAGCCACCCCCGGGGGGCGCGGCUGCGGCUGCAGGGGCGGCUCCGGGGGCUGCGCUGGGAGCUGGGCGGGCUCGGGCCCGACUCGCUGCUCAGGGAGCUGCUGCGGCUCCUGGUGUCGCUGUCCCGGGCCCUGGGCCAGGCCCUGCUCGGGCUCUCGGCCGCGCUCCGGCCCCUCCUGGAGGGACCCCAGACCCACGGGGAGGGGCACUGACCCCGCCCCCUCAGCCUGACCACGCCCACUGCGAGCAAACCCCACCCAAUCCGCUGAAACCCCACUUAAACCACGCCCAUCCCCCUCAAACCCCGCCCAUCCCUCUUAAACCCCACCCACCCCUUUCAAACCCCGCCCACUCAAUCUAAAACCCCACCCAUCCCAUUGAGACCCCGCCCACCCCCUCAAACCCCGCCCACCCCUCUUAAACCCCGCCCACCCACCUCAAACAACCCCUAAGCCACACCCCCCGAUUUUAGGACACGCCCACCUUUUCACCACACCCAUUCCACUGAAGCCCCACCCACUUUAAUCCUACAAAGCCACACCCCUUCGCUUUAAGCCACGCCCACAAUCCCACACCCCAUUCUAAGCCACACCCACUCCACUCAAGCCCCACCCAUUUCUCCUAAGCCACGCCCUUUCAUUAAACCACACCCACAUAAGGAGCCAUUAACCCCUCCCCUUUUCCCUUAAACCACGCCCCCUCCCAACCAAACUUCCCGUUUGUCCCCGCCCCUUUUCACACUUAAGCCCCGCCCCUUUCUGAUUAAGCCCCGCCCCUUCCAUGGAACAACACCAAAAAAGGCGACGAACGAUUAAAAAUAAAAUUAAAAUUUUAAUAAAAAUAA
Serinus canaria (Common canary) is the source of this 3356-nucleotide messenger RNA. Its product is annotated as cell death activator CIDE-B-like. The record is from RefSeq and is a predicted model, not a curated record. Lineage: Eukaryota; Metazoa; Chordata; Aves; Passeriformes; Fringillidae. The transcript has 4 exons. Gene Ontology annotation, biological process: regulation of apoptotic process; apoptotic process. Bases 1891 to 2724 code for a protein of 277 amino acids.